GGCGUGUAGGCGCAGGCCUGCAAGGCCAUCUAGGACUGAUUCGAGCUUGACGGCAUGGCAUCUCAAGCUGUACAAGAGCCCAGGAUGAGCUAUGGCACGACCGAGGGCCAAAGUGCCUUCCUGGCCAAAGACUUUGACAAGCUGGUCGAAGAAGUUGAGGAGGAUCCGAUGUCAGCAGACAGAGCAGAUCUGCCAGCACUCGUAGAGCUCCGACCGCUCUCCCAUGAGAUGUUCCUGCUUCCUCACGAACUCGCAAACACAUCACAGACAAUAGAGGACAGUGUCCUUCCCGAAAUAUCAAGCCUACACUUUGCCGACGUGGACAGCGAUGAUGAGGACCAGAGGACGCUUCGAUCCUUCUCAGCGUCCGACUUCUUGAUGACCCGCCACCGUUCGACGCUGCCCGGUCUUCUGUCCGAGCUGCGAGCGUACCUCGCCAUUCUGCGCAGAGAGCUCACCGCCCUCAUCAACGAAAACUAUGAGGACUUUCUCAACCUCGGCAGCGGUCACGGCGGCCUGCGUGACUCUGAUGCCCUCCUCGAAGGCCUGAAAGAGCCCGUCGUCGAUAUCGAGAGCAAAGUGACGGCAGUGCACAGCAGUCUGAAGGACGUACAGCGUGAUCUCAAUACUAGCUUACAGACGCGUCGCCAGCUUCGUGAUCGCAAGGCCACGAGCAGGAUCCUGUUAUCGACACAUGCUGCCUUGCAGAAGCUAGAAGCUCUCCUCGGCAUUCCCUCACCAGCGAGUGAAGCAGCCAGCCGUGCACCAGAUGCACAUUCAGCAGGCACGCUCCAUUCCGGCGAAACAUCUGCCAAGCGGCUUGCACGUAUAGCAAGAGAAUACAACCAGAUGGUGUACCUCGUGCAGAAGAGCCAAGCGCUAAAUAGUAGAUUUGCCCAUUCGCUCCAGCCGAGAGCGAUGGUAGUCUCGAAAACCCUGCUGCAACAGCUUGACAGCCUUUGCACGCAAGAGCUGCGCAAGCAGCACGACCUGCAACGCUACCAGGCCUUGUCAGAUUUGCUCGCGGCCUAUGUCAGCAUCGAUCAGGCCAGAGCAGUCGAGGACGUCAUCAGGACAUCGUUUGCGAGACCUUGGGCGACGCGCUACAUCUAUCGUGACGCUGUGCAGGAAGCCAAACCAAUUGGGGCGCCACCGAGCCCACCUGCCGGCGUCGACUCUGCGUAUCUGCUUGAUGAUCUCUUGCCCGGCGAUUCUCAGCUGGAGCACUUCUACAACCACAUUUUACUUUUUCUUUCGCAUGAUGCAAGUGUAUUGCUCGACCUUGCUGAGAACCAGCCGCAACGCACGCAAAACGAACGGCAUCAAUUUGACUUACUAGCCAGCGUAUUCUGGGACGAGAUCUCCCGUCGAUUGGUCAGCGAGACUAGUCAGGCUAUCUUUGCUGCCGGUCAGCCGGAGGUCUUCAUUAGAAAUUACAAUAUUACGACUGCAUUCAUCGACCGCAUCGAGAACUUGUGUCCCUCGUCCACCUAUUUAGACCGAUUGCGAAAUCACCCAUCGAUGCUGAGGUUCUCAAAACGAUGGCAGCUACCGGUCUACUUUCAAUUGCGCUUCAGAGAAGUAGUGGGCCGAGCAGAAGAGGUGCUCGAGAGCAAGGAUCAUACUCCCUUCAAAACCUCUGCCAACCGAAACUUCAUGCUGCCCGCAACAGAGGCAAUUCAUCGCGCAAUCUGGACGCUUUGGCAGCCCGAGAUCUACCUCGCCGAGCUGGGCCAUAGAUUCUGGUCCGUAACGUUGCAGCUCCUGGCACGGUAUCGUAGUUGGAUCGAUGCGAUUUUGCCGCGAUACAAUCCUGCGCGGCCCUCUGAAAGGGAGAAGAGUACCACCACAUCAGCGCUGUCCAGUAGGGCCAAUACUCCACAGCCCUUGGCGAGCAAUGCAGCCGAAGACGCUCAGGAUGACGCUACUCUGCGCCAGCUGGUCAUCAUCAUCACAGAUCUGCAGAGACUGACGACGCGGCUGCGAGACUUCUUUGGCGCCUCGAUCUUGCCAGUCUUGCCUGCUGUCGAAGGUAGUGCUAUCUCGGACACGCUGGAAGCAAGCCUCAGUGAUCUCACGGCGAUCGCGCCACCGCUGAUGCUUCAAGUCGUGUCGAUCCUUGCAAAGCGCACCUCUGAGCCGCUUAGAUUGGUACGAUCGGUCGCUUCACAAGUCAGAGCGUCAAGCAAGCUCUCGACGGAAGCGAGCUAUUUUGUCGCCAAUAUCCUGCAGCCUCUCCGCGACUUUUUGCGUGGUCCAGGGAGAACACUCGACGCUGUAUCUCAGCAGCAGGUCGCCCAGGACGUGGUUGACGAUGUCGCAGCAAAGUAUGCAGGUGUGCUGGAAACAAUGAAGAAAACGGAAGAUUCGCUCAAACGACUCAAGAAGGGCAGACAAGGUUUCUCACUGUUCAGCGGCGGCGGCAAAGCGAGCGAUGGUAUGGACGAAGAAGAGCGCGUGCGAGCUCAGAUGCAGACUGAUAUCGGCGCACUGGCGAGCGAUGCAGCUACUCUCGGUGUAGAUACCUCAAGCUCAUCCGCAUUCAAAGCGCUCGUUGUAGCAUCUCAAGAGAGCGCCACAGUCGCUGCGUGA
Molecule: messenger RNA, 2592 nt
Organism: Mixia osmundae IAM 14324
Lineage: Eukaryota; Fungi; Basidiomycota; Mixiomycetes; Mixiales; Mixiaceae
Exons: 6
Coding region: 55-2592 (845 amino acids)
Biological process (GO): protein transport; Golgi organization; intra-Golgi vesicle-mediated transport
Cellular component (GO): membrane; COG complex
Source: RefSeq, a predicted model, not a curated record